AUGCUUUCCCAUCUAGUCUUGGUGAUUUGUGUGUUGGUGAAAUGGAGUGAGGCGCAGGCAAAUGUUGGCGGUGGAAAUGAAGCGGGAGGUCACGAGGACCCAUAUCGGAGUGCCUAUGACACCGACCAACCCCAAUGCGGCACCCAAGGGAUCGCCUUGUUUCAGAAACCGCUCUAUCAAGGCGAUGUGCUCGGUCUUUGUUUGGAUCGAAGCUCUAAAUGUGUUGAUUUUCCACCGGGUUGGUCUCGAAUGGUGGAAUCGGUUUAUGUGGGCAAUGAGAAAGCUUGCUACAUGUUGUUCACCUCGGAGAAUUGUGACGGCAUGGAGUUUAAGGUGAACUACCGUAAGGUGAAAGAGCGCAAAACGGAGAACCUCUUCGACAACAAUCUUGCCGGUCGCCAUGCCUCGAUUCGUGUGUGCAACGAGUACGAGACAACCCACCAC
This is a messenger RNA of Mesorhabditis belari, 444 nucleotides long. Lineage: Eukaryota; Metazoa; Nematoda; Chromadorea; Rhabditida; Rhabditidae. The record is from the annotation of a GenBank genome assembly.